This is a messenger RNA of Eucalyptus grandis, 726 nucleotides long. Its product is annotated as spidroin-1-like. Bases 1 to 726 code for a protein of 241 amino acids. The record is from RefSeq and is a predicted model, not a curated record. Lineage: Eukaryota; Viridiplantae; Streptophyta; Magnoliopsida; Myrtales; Myrtaceae. The transcript has 2 exons.
AUGGCGCGAGGGGACCGGCGGUGCAAGGGUGGCGAGUCCGGCGGAGCGGCGCAGGCGCGGUGCAGGUACAGGAGGCGCAACGCGAGCGCGGGGGGGCUCGAGAGGUGGGGGAGUCGCGGGCGGCUGUUGGUCGCGGUAGGGACCGGCGGAUCUCGGGCAGAGGCGUCGCGACGGCAAAUCGUCGGGCGUUGGGUCGCCGGAAAGAGGAUGGUGGCGAGUCAAGGGGGUGUCGGGGCGGGCGACGCUGGUGCUUCGGGAUCUGUAGAUGGGAGUGUCGAACGAUGGCUGCAGCAGCGCGGCGGCCUCUGGACAGUAGCAGCGACGCGGGCUCGCGGGCGAUGGAGGGUUCCGGCAGAGGUGACCAGCAGCGGCGAUGGGCGAGCGGGUCGCGGGCUACUGCAGGUCGUUGCGGCGAUGUCUGGCGUCGGCAGAGGCGCGUUCGGAGCGGGACUCAAGCGGAGGCGCGGGCGCGGCAACGGCGUCGGGCGCGGCAGCGAUGCUGCUGUGCGUCAGGGGGCGAGUCUGGCGAGGCGGCGGUGGCGGAGGCGCGGCGGAGGCCGGCGGUGCAGCUCGGAGACCAGCGGUGCAAGGGUGAAAAUAGAACACAAGCAAGGGCUUACCAGGUUCAGCUUGACGGCAUUGGUUGAGGGGCCGUCGAGCGGAGCUUGUGCUAGAUCUGGUCUGGGCGAGGCCGACACUCGCCUAGGCGAGGGCGAGCCUCGGUGA